Messenger RNA from Coregonus clupeaformis (lake whitefish), 874 nucleotides. It is a transcript of the gene hes3, whose product is annotated as hairy-related 3. Bases 58 to 783 code for a protein of 241 amino acids. Gene Ontology annotation, biological process: regulation of transcription by RNA polymerase II; regulation of neurogenesis; anterior/posterior pattern specification. The transcript has 4 exons. Gene Ontology annotation, cellular component: nucleus. Lineage: Eukaryota; Metazoa; Chordata; Actinopteri; Salmoniformes; Salmonidae. The record is from RefSeq and is a predicted model, not a curated record. Gene Ontology annotation, molecular function: RNA polymerase II cis-regulatory region sequence-specific DNA binding; protein dimerization activity; DNA-binding transcription factor activity, RNA polymerase II-specific.
GAGAGUUCAUGCAGUAGGUCAAAAACAUCUGUAAGCAAACCAGAAACUACCUUCAGAAUGGUGUCGACAUCCGACUGUGUAAUCAAGACCAAAAUCAUAAAUGGGAAAAAGGUAUCCAAACCAUUGAUGGAGAAGAAAAGACGAGCGCGCAUAAAUAAAUGUUUGGACCAGUUAAAAUCUCUGCUGGAGAAUUAUUACACCAGCAAUAUUCGAAAACGCAAACUCGAGAAAGCGGACAUCCUGGAACUAACUGUAAAACAUCUGAGAAAUCUUCAGAAGAUCCAGAGUGGAUUUUCCAUUAACUCCGAGUUUGCUGAAUACCAAGCUGGCUUCAGGAGCUGCCUAGCAGGCGUGAACCAGUACUUGGCAGACAACUCGAGUGGGAGCAGCAGUCGUUUGACCAUGCUGACGCACCUUUCAAGCAGCCUGCACUGCACCGGAGGACAGGCUCAGAACUCCAGCACCGCGGACAGCGACACGGGAACAAAACAUGUGCUGCCCGAAACUGCUGUGUGCUGCCGGAUGCAAAGACGUCUUCCUUCGACAGUUGGGCACGAAGCGAGCAAGGCACCAACCAGUGUCCCCCUCGCCCGGUGCAUCAGGGCGCUCAAACCCCACAGCUCCAAACCGACUAAACUCUCCGCAGGGACCAGUCAAGUCAUCGUAUCCACAAAUAAGAUUAAACUAAAUAACAGUCUCAGCCCAUGCUACAGAAACAAGUGUCUCUCAAAUGGUCAAUACAGCCAUGCAGUUACCAUACACAAUGUUUGGCGUCCUUGGUAGCAUGUUGAAUAGAGAUUUAUUUGAACUGUUAAAUACUUUAUUGUGUAGUAUAUGCACGGUGUAGAUUUGUAUUUUCUAAAUACUGUUUUAA